AUGAGAUUCUUGUGCUUUUUAGUACUCGUCGGGCUGUCGACUGCAUCGUUUGAGCAGCGAGAGAGCAACGCUAGUGCUGCAAACAUUACUAGCGAGGUCUGCAAGACUACGACGACGACUACUGUUACGAGCGCGCUGAGCGCCGUGGAUGCGACAGGCUCGCGGCCUCUUCUCUUCCCAACCAGCCCGUCCCUCCGCCUGCCACUACCCUACUGGGACAACAGGACCAACGCGACCCGAAACUACUCCGCGCCCACCGCGCCCAGCGUUCCUUUCUCAGCCACAUCGAGCUGGAAAGAUGGCGCAAGAGAGAUGCUGAUGUACAAGACUCUGCUCGUCAUGGCUGUCUCCAUGUUUCCUGCAGCCUUGAUGCUCUGA
Messenger RNA from Alternaria arborescens, 378 nucleotides. RefSeq lists its product as hypothetical. The coding region runs from base 1 to 378 and encodes 125 amino acids. The record is from RefSeq and is a predicted model, not a curated record. Lineage: Eukaryota; Fungi; Ascomycota; Dothideomycetes; Pleosporales; Pleosporaceae. The transcript has a single exon.